Molecule: messenger RNA, 24247 nt
Organism: Pangasianodon hypophthalmus (striped catfish)
Lineage: Eukaryota; Metazoa; Chordata; Actinopteri; Siluriformes; Pangasiidae
Exons: 2
Coding region: 12497-13612 (371 amino acids)
Source: RefSeq, a predicted model, not a curated record
GACAAUGAAUAAAUUGAUUGUUACAGAAUAGAUUUCCAAAUUGCAAUGAUCACAUGGUGAAGGUGGCUGAAAAUAAUAAUAAUAAUAAUAAUAAUAAUAAUAAUUAUUAUUAUUAUUAUUAUUAUUAUUAUUGUUGUUGUUGUUGUUAUUGUUGUUGUUGUUGUUAUUGUUAUUAAAAUACAAUAUACAGCAUUCUGAGAAAACACCGCUUAUCUGUGGGAAUGUGGCAAUAUCAAUCCAGUGUAAUAACUAGGAGUUGGUGAAGAGACUUAUCUGAAUUAGGAGAGAGGUGAAGGAAGCAAUGUAAAGCUAGUGAUCUUUGAGAGUAUCGUAUGGUUUAUUUCAAUGCUUCCAGGAAAAAAUUAUAAGGCAAGUCUGUGAACAAUUUUAUUUUAAUUAAAAAAAUCAGGAAAUGAAAGAUGAAAUUCUGACCUAUUUUCUUAUUCCUCUUUUGAUCUGAAACCGAAAUGUCUUCAGCAAAAACAAUAGAAUUGACCUUGCCGUUCCAAUACUUUUUGAAGGGGAAUGUACGUGUCAAAAGAUGUAUAUGAUAUGAUAGAUCAGAAUUUCAACUUUCAUUUCCUGAUAUUUACAUCUGGAUGUGUUAAACAACUUAGAACAUGACACCUUUUUUUUAACCCACCCAUUUUUCAAGUGAUCAAAACUAUUGGAACAUGUGACUGACAAGUGUUUCUUGUUGCCCAGGUGUGCCCUGAUAGAUUGAUUGUUUAAACAAUUAAUAGCUCUGAAUAGAAUGAAUGAAUAGCUCUUGGUUUGUGCCCUGGGUUUUGCCUGUGAAGACUGCACAAAAAAAAAAAAAAAAGAUAAAUCAACUUGAAGACCAGAGAUCUGUCUGUGCGAGAAAAGCAAGCCAUUUUGAACCUGAGAAAAGAGGGGAAAUUGAUCAGAUCCAUUGCACAAGCAUUGGGCAUAGCUAGUACAAGAAUUUGGAAUGUCCUGGAAAAACAAAUAAACCACUGGGGUAAUAACAAGCAGACACUGAACAGGUUGGCCAAGGAAAACAACAGCAGUUGAUGACAGAAACAUUGUGAGAGAAGUAUAAAGGUCAUACCACAAGAUACCAACCACUCAUCAGCAGUAAGAUUUGGAAGGCCAGAUUGGAAUUUGCAAAGAAAUACAGAGAUGAGGUACAAAAGUUCUGGAACCAAGAUUAACCUCUCCCAAAGUGAUGGAAAGACCAAGGUGUAGAGAAAGAAAUUAUCUGCUCAUGAUUUGGAAUGGGCAGCUUGUGCUCUUGGGAAAUAUCGGAAGUAAGGUUGCAGUGGAUCAUAAUGAAACCUCACAGAAACACUAUAGCAACCACCUGGGACCCCAUGACAACCACCUAUCAACAUCCUAGCAACCAACUUGAAUAGGCUAGCAAUGUACUUAUAUGUUAACACUUUAACAUAGACAUUAGCCUUUUAAAAUUUAUAUGCUUAACUGUUCAUAACAACAAAGUAGCAACACCCUAGCAACCAACACCAUAUCAGCAUUUUAGCAUAAAAACUAUUACCUUUAAAUAUGUUCCAAAGUUUUUAACAUUUCACCCUUUACAUAUUAUAAACUUUUACACGCAUGUUAUCCCCCCCACAAAUAAGUGGAAUCACAGAACUAUCAUAACAUAGACAUGUGACAUAUCAAAACACUUGGCUGACUGAAGAGAAUUGAGCUAUGGGUAUUUUAGUGACGUCACAUGUACGUUAUCCCCAAAAUAAGUGGAAUCAGAAAACUACCACAACAUAGACAGGUGACAUAUCAACACACUUGGCUGACUGAGGAGAAUUGCGUUAUGUGUAUUUUAAUGAUGUCAUAUGUACAGUUGAGGUCAAAAGUUUACAUCCCCCUUUCAGAAUCUGCAAAAUGUUAAUUAUUUUACCAAAAUAAGAGGGAUCAUACAAAAUGCAUGUUAUUGUUUAUUUAGUGCUUACCUGAAUAAGAUAUUUCACAUAAAAGAUGUUUACAUAUAGUCCACAAGAGAAAAUAAUAGCUGAAUUUAUAAAAAUGACCCCGUUCAAAAGUUUACAUCCACUUGAUUCUUAAUACUGUGUUGUUACCUGAAUGAUCCACAGCUGUGCUUUUUUGUUUAGUGAUAGUUGUUCAUGAGUCCCUUGUUUGUCCUGAACAGUUAAACUGCCUGCUGUUCUUCAGAAAAAGCCUUCAGGUCCCACAGAUUCUUUGGUUUUCCAGCAUUUUGUGUAUUUGAACCCUUUCCAACAAUGACUGUAUGAUUUUGAGAUCCAUCUUUUCACACUGAGGACAAUUGAGGGACUCAUAUGGAACUAUUACUGAAGGUUCAAAUGCUCACUGAUGCUCCAGAAGGACAAACCAUGCAUUAAGAGCUGGGGGGUGAAAACUUUUUGAAUUUGAAGAUCAGGGUAAAUUUAACUUAUUUUGUCUUCUGGGAAACAUCUAACUAUCUUCUGUAGUCUCUGAAGGGCAGUACUAAAUGAAAAAAUAUGAUAUUUAGGCAAAAUAAAAAAAAUGUACACAUCUCCAUUCUGUUCAAAAGUUUUCUCCCCCCGGCUCUUAAUGCAUGGUUUUUCCUUCUGGAGAAAUUUGUGUUAUGUGUAUUCUACUGACAUUACAUGCAUGCAAAUGGACUGUCAUAAAACCUGUUAUAGUAAAAACUCACGUAAAAUACAAUCAUUACAGCUACCGAUAGAGGUCAAAUUAGUUAUGCUUCAACGACCGGGUACACAAAUGUAUUUUCCCUACUGACUGGCAAGUGCAGCUGCAUAUCGAUGUCGAAUUUUGCACAGGCAAGCACCACUCUUUUUUUUUCCAGAAAAUGUGCAUUCUAGUUAUUAUUAUUAUUAUUAUUAUUAUGGACAAAAUUUUGGAGUGUAACUUGUCUGACACCCUUUGUGCUGAUUGUGAGGGCUCAAAUCAACCAGAAUAUUGAGGAGAGGUGUACUAUGAAUUUUAUAAGCGAUCAGUCUUACAAUAUUCAAACAGUGGACAAAAAAAAAUCAGGCAAAAAAAAAAUCCCAUAGACUUAUAUUGAUGGAAUGAUCAUGAAUUCAAACUCCAACUGUCAAAAAUUCCAAUUUACACACACACAGGGCCUUAAGAUCCUGAUAUAUCAUGUAUCUUGGCCCAUUGAGGAGAAUUGCAUUAUUGGUAGUCUAAGAUAUCACAGUUGCGUCACGUGCACAGCACUCAUUAAACUGAGUGUAAUCACAAAACUACCGCAAAAUAGACAUAUUACAUAUCAAAAAGCUUGGAUGACAGAGGAGAAUUUGCAUUUAUGUCACGUGCACAUCACUUGCACGUUAACCCCCAAAAUAAGUGGAUUCACGAAACUACCACAACACGGACAUGUGAUACAUCUAAAUGGCUCAAUGAAGAGAAUUGCAUUGUGGGUAUUCUAAUGACGUCACGUGUACGUCAUUAAACUGAGUAUAAUCACAAAACUAGUGGUACAUAGAGAGAGGUCCAAGAUGGUGCCUUGUUAAGACGAAGUUUUCAGAGCUCCUGACCAAACUUUACGGUUUUAGAAAGGCUAGCUGUAUUAACGUAUUAUUUCAUUACAUUUGCUGGUUCAGAUAUCAGUACAUUCAUUUAAGAGCGUAAACAUGCCAUCUGACAAACACAAAGAGCGAUCAGACAUUGUGGACACUAGUGUGGAUGUUCACGAUUAUGCUUCUCCUGCUAUAAACGAGCUCUGCCCGACUUCACUCCCUGUCACUCCUAGCAAGCCACCUGCUUACAAAAAAGGUAAAUCUUCAAGUCCAACUGAGCAGGCUGACUCUGCCAUCAUUUCCACAUGCUCCUCGUUGAUCAAUACUCGGUCUGAUGCACUUGAAGGAAUGAUUAGCGCCAAUGCUCUGAAGAUAGAAGGGCUGAAGAAAACAAUAUACUUUGUGUAUGCCAAAGUACAAGAUCUAAAGAAGAAUGUGAAAGAUGUAGAUUCCAGGCUUAAAGAUCAAGGUGUCUCAUGGGCACCUGGGAAACACGCAUUUCUGAUCUGGAGAGAUACUCUCGCAGGUGGAAUUUGAGAUUGUUUGGAGUGCUUGAGACUUUCAAGGAAGAUAUCAGAUCCGAGGUCAUUCGAAUCUGCAGUGUGACUUAUCCCAAGGCCAAGAACAAGUACCCUGACAUCGUUGACACUGUGCAUCGUCUAGGGAGGAGAGGUGACAGCACAAAAUCCCACGCUAUUAUCAUGCAGUUUAUCUCACGAGUUAUCUGCGAUGCCUUAUGGAAAGCUGCCAAGAAGUCCCAGUUUCUCCAAGACAACAACUUACGCUUCGCAGAGGAAGGAAGAACUUGUGGCCGAGAGUGAGAGAGGCAAGGGCUGCCAGAAAACAUCUGAGCACGUGCGUUUAUUGAAGGUGUGGAGAUUACUUUGUGAGUUCCAUCAUGAGGAUCGUGUACUCUUUUCUAAGAUGGUGACUGUUACCUGUCAGUAUGGCAUUUGAGCCAUCACCGUAUUACAGCUGGACCUUUAAUUUGGUCAUUUAAACGGGUCAGUUAAGCUCUGUUCAUCUCAGUUUUUUCCUCAUCUAUCAGUCAAUUUUGACUUUUUGCCUUUGUUUUAAUUCGUGUUAACAGUUGUUCAUUGCUGUUUGUUUAUCAAUGUCGAUAUCAAUGUCGAAUGUCUUUCAUUUCUCUCAAUGCCAAGGGUUUAAGAAACAGUGUGAAGCACAAAGCCCUCUUUUUGUUUGUUAAAAGCCAUGGAUCAGACUUUUGCUUUUUUUCAAGAAACCCAUUCCACGCAGGAUGAUGUUAAAUUUUGGAGGUCUCAGUGGGGCAGUGAUGUAUGGAUGUCGCACGGCACAGAGCGAUCAUCAGGUGUCGCCACUUUAAAAAAUAAGUUUGCUGGUGAGAUUCUACACGUUGUCAGUGAUCCCAAGGGUCAUUUUCUCUUGGUAGUUGUUUCACUUGGUCAGACCAUCUCAGUUUUAUUAAAUGUGUAUGGGUACAAUUCUUCUAAAGAAAAUACCACUUUAAUGGAUGUGAUCAGUGACAGUAUACAGUACUGGUUAAAUAAAUACCCCAAAGCUGUUCUUAUUUUAGGUGGGGAUUUCAAUAUGGUUUUAAAUAGUGAUUUGGAUAGAUUCCCCCUAGAGGUGCUUCUAUAAGUCCAAUUAUGAAUAAUUUCAUGUUACGUUUUUGUGUUGUUGAUAUAUGGAGAGAAAUAUAUCCACGACAGAGACUCUAUACGUGGAGCAGCAAGGACCGUUCUAAGCAGUCUCGAAUAGAUUACUGGCUCAUUUCCCAAAACCUAGCAAAUAGUUGUAAAUCAGUCAGCAUUCAUGCUACACCUCUUACAGAUCACAGUGCUGUCCCUCUCGAGAUUUGUCUUUCUGCAUCCCUUGAUUUCAGCUCAUCUCCUUCUUAUUGUAAAUUGAACAAUUCCCUUAUCCUGUUUGAAGAUGUUAAGAAGAAUAUUACAUUACUGAUUGAGCUGUACUGGAGAAGAGCUUUAGCGUUAGACUCAUUUUGUUACCAGAUGGAGCUGUCAAAGUUUGAAAUUUGUAAAUAUUUUAGAACAUUCAGUAGUAAUUUAGCUAAACUUGAAGAAAAUAAGGUGGUGUCUAAAAUUGCAAUACUUUCUUCUAAACCCCCAGAGCUGUUUUCUGAAUCUGAUAAGCUUGAGUAUGCUGACCUGCAGUCUAAAUUAGAUGAGAUGUACAUUUAUAGGGCACAGGGUGCUUACAUUAGAUCUAGACAAAAAUGGAUGCAGGAGAGAGAAUGUAACACAGCAUAUUUUUUCAGAUUAGAAGAAGUACUUCACUAAUUGAAACUCUUAAUAUUGAGAGGACAAUCACUAAUAAUCCUCAAGGAAUUGCACAUUUCUGUGCUAAAUUUUACAGUAAUCUGUAUAAAAAAAUUAUUCUGAAGAGGCAGCCCGUACUUUUCUGGAGUCUGUUAAAAAUUGUAAGACUGUUUCAAGAGAUGACAGAUAUCUCUGUGAUAGUGAAAUUACUUUAUCUGAAGUUAGUAACUCAAUUCUAAAACUUAAAAACAAUAAAUCUCCCGGAACGUACAGGCUUACCGCAGAGUUUUAUAAACAGUUCUCUAAAGAAUUGUCUCCUUUUUUGGUUUUUGAAGAAGGCAUACAGAAUAAUGCUGUCCCCCCGACUCUCACUCAAGGUUUAAUUACUUUAAUUCCAAAACCUAAAAAAGAUUUACUUUUAAUUGACAAUUGGCAUCCAGUUUCUCUGCUUAACAGUGAUUAUAAAAUUUUAGCUAUUAUAUUUGCUAAAAGACUAAAAUCUGUACUGGGUUCUGUAAUAGAUGAGACACAAUCUGGCUUUUUGAACAAAAGACACAUUGUUAACAAUAUAAGGUUGAUUCUUGUUUUAUUAGAUUAUUCAGACUUGAUUCAGGAGGACCGCUUCAUUCUUUUCUUAGAUUUCUAUAAGGCUUUCGAUUCUUUGGAGCACCAAAUUAUUAUUAAUUCAUUAGAAAAAUUUGGUUUUGGGGAUAUGUUUUGCAGAGUAAUUAAAACUCUUUACAAUAAUGGAAGUGCUUCAAUUAAAUUAAAGAAUGGUACUUCACCAAGGUUUAGGUUAUCCAGAGGAGUGAGACAAGGGUGUCCUAUUUCUCCCUAUUUAUUUCUUCUUUGUUUGCAGCUGCUGUCAACUUUUGUAUGUGAAAGCAGUAUUCAGGGUAUUCAUGUAGUGGAUCAAGAAAUAUUUAUUAGUCAAUUAGCAGAUGACACCACCUUAUUUUUAAGAGAUGCUUCCCGAAUCCCUAUAGCAAUUAAUUAUAUAAAGCAUUUCUCUAAAGCUUCAGGUCUUAAUCUAAAUAUAGGUAAAUGUGAAUUAAUGUCUAUUAAAGAUUGUACAGCACCCACUAUUUAUAAUAUUCCAGUUAAAUCUGAAAUUACAUAUUUAGGCAUUGUGAUUACUAAAAAUCAAGAUAGAAGAUUGAACUUUGACCCCAUUAUAAUAAAAGCCUUGAACUUUGAUCCCGUUAUAAUAAAAGCCCAAAGAAGAUUUAACACAUGGUUGCAGAGAGACUUCACCUUGAGAGGCAGAGUACUGCUUGCUAAGGCGGAGGGCAUUUCCUUACGUAUACUGCACUCUCUCUAUAUGUGGACAACAAAAUUUGUAAAUCAGUUGAUAAAAUCCUAUUUUAUUUUGUUUGGAAAAAUAAAACCCAUUACAUUAAGAAGUCUGUAUUAAUGAACACAUACGAGUAUGGUGGGUUGAAUUUCCUUGAUUUCUCAUCUUUCAGCAACACUUUCAAAUUUAAUUGGAUUAGGCAGUUUUUGUGUAAACCAAACUCAAUCUGGAAUUUUAUCCCCAAUUACUUCUUUUCCAAAUUAGGUGGUCUCCCUUUCCUAUUGAUUUGUAAUUAUAAUAUUGCUAGAAUCCCUUACAAUUUAUCUAAAUUUCAUAAACAGGCAUUACUUGCAUGGUCAUUAAUCUUUAAGCACAAUUUCUCUCCUCACCGGUAUUUCAUCUGGAACAAUCAAGACAUUGUAUAUAAGAGAAAAUCUUUGUUUUUUAGUAAUUGGUUUGAGAAAGUCAUUUUGAUUUGUUUCCCAGUUAUUUAACUCAGAAGGUCUUAUUUUAAGUUAUGAAGAAUUCUUAUGUAAAUUUGGUUUUCCAGUAACUCCCAAAGAAUUCUCCUUUGUCAUGGAUGCUAUUCCUAAAGGAGCUGUCAUGCUUUUAAGGGAUUCUGUUAGAUCAUCCAGCACUUUACCUAUUUCUUUAGACCCAUUGGAAAUCCCAGUAGGAAAACUGUGCUUUUUGUCACAUCCUUCAUCACGUAACUAUAAGAUUAGAUCGCUUUUUCAAAAGGAGCUUGUAACAACUCCAUAUGUGGUGUUUCAUUGGAUGAAUGUUGUUGAUCAUAUUGAUUGGAAAAAAGUAUGGACUCUGUCUUCGAAAUACAUAAUAACUAACAAGGUUAGAGAAAUCUCAUUCAAAUUGUUACACAGAUUUUACCCAACUAAUGUGUUUUUGAAAAGGUUUAAAUCAGACAUAGAUACAAGCUGUUCUUUUUGUGGUGACCCUAAUGAAAGUGAUAUGCAUAUCUUCUGGGAUUGUCCUCACACACAGCUAUUUUGGACUGAAUUCUCUAAUGUUAUCGAUCGCAGUGUGCUCCAGGGUUUCUCUUUGCUUUUCAAGGAUGUACUGUUUGGCUUCUUUAAAAUUAACGAAUAUUUUAUUAUUAACCUAUUAUUACUUCUUUCAAAAUUUCAUAUUCACCACAGUAAAUUCACUCAUCAAAAUCCUUUAUUUAUUGAUUUUAAGAAAGAGGUUCAACAGUAUAUCCAAACUAUUUCAUCUUCCACGAAUCUUAAAGCUCUUAAAACAGUUAAUUUAUUUCAACUUUUUAACUUAUUUUGUUAAAGUUUUCAUUUUGUAUUAUUUACUUAUUGUUACAUACGUCUACAAAUGGUGCUUUGCAUGUAAUGACACUUCUUUGUAUGUAAUGUUGAUAUUUUCUGUACUUUUAUCUUUGGUACCUUGGCAUUAAAAGAAAAAAAAAAAAAAAAAGCUAGUGGUACAUAGACAUACAUCAAAACGCUUGGCCAACUGGGGAGAAUUGCGUUAAGAGUGUUAUGGUGACUUUGCAUGCCUGUCACGUGCACAUGUUGGACUCGUUUGCCGGGAGUUUCUUGCCUGCGUCAGUAUUUAAACUAUACUGUUUCUUUCUUUUUCAUCAGUAAUUUUGCGCUAUCGUUUUGAUCUGUUGUAUUUUUCACUUUCCUUUCUGACGUGUUUUCAUUUUUUCGAAGAACGCGUUUUUUUUUUUGUUUGUUUUUUGCGAACGGAGGCCAUCCAUGCCGGAUCGUGUAAAGUAAUAUCAACAAAUCUUCGACAAAGGUUUUCUCAAACAUGAACUACAGAAAAUCUAAGUACUGCUCCCGUCUCACUGACGACAGCCUAAAGUCCUGUGUGAAGAUGAAAGUCACAUCUUACAGCCCCGAUAUAGAGAAGCUCUGCAGUGAUGUUCAGAGACAGAAAUCACAUUAAACAGGUGAGAACACUAUCCCCCAACAGGCUAUUAUUUUGCAAAAAAAAUAUUUUUGACCCUGAUUGAUCAUGGUAUUCUCCUCGAUAGACUGGAAAAUGUAGUAGGAAUUAAGGGAAUGGCCCUUUCCGGGGUCAGGUCUUAUUUGACUGAUCGUUAUCAGUUUGUAAAUGUAAAUGGUGACUUCUCUUCUCAUACUAAGGUAAAGUUUGGUGUUCCACAAGGUUCUGUUUUAGGCCCAUUGCUCUUUUCUCUAUAUAUAUGCUACCUCUGGGCAAAAUUAUCCGUAAACAUGGUAUUAGCUUUCACACACAGUUGUAUGUUUCAGCAAAGCCAGAUGACAGACACCAGCUUAAUAAAGUUGAGGAAUGUGUAAAAGACAUUAGAAACUGGAUGCUUAUUAACUUUCUCUUACUUAAUUCUGAAAAGACAGAAGUACUUGUACUAGGACCACAUGCAGCUAGAAGUAAGCUUUCUGAUUACAUAAUAACUCUGGAUGGCCUUUCUGUUUCAUCAUGUGCAGCAGUAAAAGACCUUGGUGUGAUUAUCGACGCUAGUCUUUCUUUUGAAGCUCAUGUAGAUAAUAUCACUAGGAUAGCUUUCUUUCAUCUCAGAAAUAUUGCUAACAUAAGAAAUGUAUUGUCACUACAUGAUGCAGAAAAAUUUGUUCAUGCUUUUGAUACCUCUAGGUUGGAUUAUUGUAAUGCCUUACUGUUUGGAUGCUCCAGUAGAUGCAUAAAUAAGCUCCAGUUAGUCCAGAAUGCAGCAGCAAGAAUCCUUACUAGAAUCAGAAGAUAUGACCACAUCAACCCUAUCUUACCCACACUGCAUUGGCUCCCAAUCAAAUUUCGUAUUGAUUAUAAAAUACUACUAUUGACCUAUAAAGCAUUAAAUGGUCUCGCGCCACAGUACCUGAGUGAACUUUUGGUCUUUUAUGAUCCGCCACGCCUACUCAGAUCAAAAGAUGCAGGCUCUUUUGUUGGUACCUCGAAUAGUGCGUGCUACAGCUGGGGGUAGAGCGUUCUCUUACAAAGCCCCACAUUUAUGGAACAGCCUUCCACUUAGUGUUCGGGGCUCAGACAGUCUCAGUGUUUAAGUCUAGGCUGAAAACAUAUUAAGCCUUUAGUGAAUAGUUUUCUUAGGUACAGGGGCAGGUCUGGAGGGUUCACAGGCAUAGAGUGUUGUGGUGAACUGGGAUGUUUGGAUGCUGUCGCCCCCCCCUCUCUCAAGCGUUCACUCAGGUUUGUCGACGGUGGAAUGGCUGGCUGCCUUAUGUCCCAGGGUGCCCUCAUGUCUAUGUUAGCUUCUGGCUCUCCCUUUUAGUUAUGAUGUCAUAGCUAGUCCUGCCGGAGUCCCUGCUUGCACUCUGCAUGCAAAGUACAUUGUCCUUAACCAUUAGAGGACAAAAGCUUACCUAAGCUUACCUUACUCUCCCUCUCUCUCUCCAUCUCUCUCUCUCCCUCACUCUCUGUCGAGCUACACAUGCUACUUCUGAGAUGCCAGUGAUCCUUACCCCUUCUGCUCCUCCUCGCUGCCUGAACCAUCCUGAUGCCCCUUCUGCUCCUCCUCGCUACUUGAUCCAUCCUGAUGCCCUACUUCUGGUUGGAGUUCUCAUCGGGUGAGUUCGCUCACUGCUGCUGGGGGCAGCCCCAUAUGGACGGUCUGAAGAACCAUUUGGUUGCUGGGGAUAGUCCCACCUGGGGGCUGUGGAGAUGGCUUGGGGAUCACAUAUGGGGAGCUGUACUGUAAUGGCUUGGGACUGCGAUUGCUGUAGUGGCUUUGGGGCUGCGGUUGCCACGAACACCUUCGUACUCAGGACUCCAUCAGUGGACAGUGGAUAGAUUUUAACCAACUGGACUUCUUGCAAAAACUGUUUGUUUAGCCUGCAUAGUUCCAUGAUUUAUUUAUUCAAAAGUGGGCUGCACCUUAUUUUACUAAUUUUCUUCAAACAUAAAAGUUCUGUGAUUUUCUUUGUUAUAAUGAGUAAAAAUAACAAUAAAAUGUCAUCAGUUUUGAUUGUAGUUCUAUGAUUUCAUAAAUGCAGCAUAGGUAGUUUUUUGUAUAUAAAUUAUAACUAUAUAUAAAACUUUAUAAGCUUGUAUUCUCAGUCCCGAAAAUAUGGUGUUUACGUGUUUACCUUCGUGUAAGUCAUUGUGUUUCAGUAAGUGUUCGUCGCGUUUGUCUGUCUCUAGGCACAUUUACGAUCGGUCGUUUCUGUUAGAGAUAAACAGAACUUUUAUUUGCGAGUUAAACUCCACACACGCUGAAGAGCUUCGGAGCUUGGGAUUACUCCGCCAGCCUACUACAUCACCGACCUCGACUUCUGCACUGCCUCCGCUGAGGAGACGCAGCAGGCGGCAUGAGAGGAAGCAGAAGAGGGGAAAGCGCGGAGGCAUCUGAGCUAGGAUAGCGGCUAGCCCACACAAGCCGGCUAUUCUAACCAUCCUGCUCACCAACGUACGCUCUCUCAACAAUAAAAUGGACCACAUACAGCUACUGAGAACUGCUCAACGAACUGUCAAAGACUGUUGUGUCCUUAUAUUUAUGGAAACAUGGCUCAACGACAAUAUUCCUGACUCCGCCAUUCAGCUGGAUCAGCUAACAUGCUACCGAGCAGACCGAGCGGUCGAGAGCGGUAAGACCCGCAGUGGCGGGGUCUGUGUUUACAUCAAUGAUGCUUGGUGUCGUGAUACCGUGGUAGUCUGCAGACACUGCUCUCCCUUGUGGAGUUUAUAAUCGUCAAGUACCGACCUUUUUACAUUCCGAGGGAGUUCAGUGAUUUUGCUGGUCGCUGUUUACAUUCCACUCAGCCCUAACAACAACGAUAGGAAUGAGGCACUCAGCGCACUGUACCAUGCCAUCAGUGAGCAACAGACAACACACCCUGAUGGAUUUCUCAUCCUGGCCGGAGAUUUUAACCACGCAGACCCUAGAUCAGUGCUACCAAAAAUUAUAUCAGCACAUUGAUUUUCCAACACGGGGAAACAAUAUUUUAGACGUGGUUUACACAACCCACAGAGGAGCAUACAAAGCCUUUCUGACCACACUACUGUUAUGCUAAUGCCAGCAUACAGACCAAGGGUGAAAGUCACCAAACCUGCUCAAAGACAGGUUUGUGUAUGGCCAGAAGGUGCCUCCUCAUCACUUCAAGACUGUUUUGCCACCACAGACUGGGACCUGUUUAAACAGGCAGCCACCUACAACCAGCACACUGACAUUCAGGAAUAUACUGAGACAGUCACUGCCUACAUCACCAAAUGCAUUGAUGAUGUAACUGUAACCAGGACCCUCACCACCCGUGCAAAUCAGAAGCCAUGGCUGACAGGAGAGGUCCAUAACCUGCUGAAGGCACGAAAUGCUGCCUUUAGGGCCGGCGAUGAUGAUGACCUGAGAACAGCUAGGGCCAACCUGUCCCGUGGCAUCAAAAAGGCCAAAAGACAAUAUGCCAGGAGGAUAACCCACAACUUUAAAGACAGCAGAGCCUGUGGCACGGAAUCCAAGGGAAUCUCUGCUAAAUGAGCUCAAUAAUUUCUUUGCACGUUUUGAAGCACACAACACCAUGCCUGCACAAAAGACUCCACCUUCUCUUGACGACCAGGUUCUGUGUAUUUCUCCAGCCAGCGUGAAGAGAUCCUUCUCUAAGAUCAACGCCUGGAAAGCAGCUGGUCCACACAACAUACCGGGUCGGGUGCUGAAGGACUGUGCAGAAGAGCUCAAAGAUGUCUUCACAGACAUCUUCAACAUCUCCCUGAGCCAGGCUGUUGUCCCCACAUGCUUCAAAACUACCACAAUUAUACCAGUCCCUAAGAAGCCACCCCCAUCCAGCUUUAAUGACUACCAUCCUAUUGCUCUGACCCCCAUUGUCAUGAAGUGCUUUGAGUGGAUAGUCAUGCAACACAUCAAAGCCAUCAUCCCCCCCUCUCUUGACCCCUUCCAGUUCGCAUAUCAGGCCAACCGGUCCACCGAUGAUGCAAUCUCCACUGCUCUCCACUCAGCUCUCUCUCACUUGGAAACAAAAGACGCUUAUGUGAGAAUGCUGUUUCUGGAUUUCAGUUCUGCAUUUAACACCAUCAUCCCACAGCAGUUAAUACAGAAACUGGACCAGCUUGGCAUCAACACCUCCAUGUGCAAUUGGCUGCUGGACUUUCUCACCGGAAGACCACAGGCAGUUCGGGUUGGCAACAACACAUCCAGCACCAUUACACUGAACACAGGGGCACCACAAGGAUGUGUUCUCAGCCCCCAGCGCUUCACCCUGCUAACCCACGACUGCACACCAAUGUAUAGCACCAACCUCUUCAUAAAGUUUGGGGACGAUACAACAGUAGUAGGACUCAUCAGCAACAAUGAUGAGACAAACUACAGGAAUGAGGUGCAACAACUGGCCAUAUGGUGCACGAACAACAAUCUCUCUCUAAACAUAGAGAAGACAAAGGAGAUUGUUGUCGACUUUCUGAGAGCACACACCCAGCACCCUCCUCUGAUCAUCAACAGUGCUGCUGUGGAGAGCAUGCACCAAGUUUCUGGGUGUGCACAUAACAGAGGACCUCUCCUGGACCACCAACACUGCAUCUCUGGCCAAGAAAGCACAACAACGCCUCUAUUUCCUCCGCAAACUGAGAAGCGCCAGAGUCCCGACAACCAUCAUGUACUCAUUCUACCGUGGCACCAUUGAAAGUAUCCUGACCAGCUGCAUCACUGUGUGGUUUGGGAACAGCACUGCUCAAAACCAGAAGACACUGCAACGUAUAAUGAAAGCAGCAGGAAAAAUCAUCAGUGCCACAUUACCUUCCCUCACAGACAUUUACAACACCCAGUUAACCCGGAAAGCACUCAGCAUAGCAGGGGACCACACCCACCCCUUACAAGGCCUCUUUAGUCUUCUGCCAUCGGGGAGGAGAUUUCGCAGCCUCCAGGCCCGAACCACAGGACUGAAGAACAGCUUCAGCCACCAGGCUGUCAGGAAGCUGAACUCUCUCCCCUCCCUGCCCUCUGCCUUAAGAGUCACCGAACUGUAACUGCGCACACACACACACACACACACACACACACACACACACACACACACCCACCUCAAAUCACACAAAUGCACAGGCCACUUUUACUACUGCUGCUCUCUCUGUUGUGUAACUGCACACACACACCCCCCCCAAAUCACACAAAUGCACAAGCCACUGUUGCACUACAAUGUAAGUGAAGUGAAGUGAAGUGACUUGUGGCCAAGUAUGUAACCAGGUCCACUUCCACAAAUGCUGCUCUCUCUUGUUUGCACUAAAAUGUAAAUAUCUUCACACUCACAUGUGCCAUGAAUGUCUAUAGUGUACAUAUUUUAUUUUAUUUUAUUUUACUUUUUUUAUUACUUGUCUUGUUAUGUUGGUUUCUCACACCAUGGGUCUGGGGGAACCGAAAUUUCAGUCCUCUGUGUGUCCUGUACAUAUAGCAGAAUUGACAAUAAAGUUGACUUUGACUAUUGUAUCUUCAUUUUAAGGGUCAAAUAUGUUUUAUGGCUCCAGAUGAAUUUUAUUUAGGGGGAGAGGGGGCUCUUUUGACAGUAAAGGUUGCAGACCCCUGCCUUAGGCGGAACAAUCCCCCAACUCCGGCAUUAGAGCCCUCACAGCGGGGCGAAUGGGUGACGACUCGGCGGCAUAAUCACAAAGCCAAAACUAACACUAAGGCUCACUCACGGGAGCACUACUCCUCUCCAUUUCACAUGUCUAACAGGUUUGCUCUCCUCAGUGGUGCUGUGGUUUAGUUGUUUAAAGUGCCUGCCUAGUAAACAGGAGAUCCUGGGUUUGAAUCCCAGUGGUGCAUUUGUUAGGGGUAAUAAUAUGGCUCGGCUCGGCUCGGCUCGGCUCGGCUCGGCUCAUUUUUGGGGGCAGUCGUGGCCUAAUGGAUAGUGAGUCAGACUUGCAACCUAAAGGUGAACCUGAAGGUCGUGGGUUCGAGUCUCAGGUCCGGCAGGGAUUGUAGGUGGGGGGAGUGAAUGACCAGUGCUCUCUUCCACCCUCUUCCACCCUCAAUACCACGACUGAGGUGAGACCCUUGAGCAAGGCACCCCCAACUGCUCCCCGGGUGCCGCAGCAAAAAAGGCUGCCCACUGCUCUGGGUGUGUGUUCACUACUGUGUGUGCACUUGGAUAGGUUAAAUGCAGAGCACAAAUUCUGAGUAUGGGUCACCAUACUUGGCCACAAGUCACUUCACUUCACGAAGCACCCGCUGAGAAACCUGAAAGAGCUCUGGUUAUAGGAGACUCUAUCUUCAGGCACGUGAAAUUAGCUAGGCCUUUAGGGGCACCAGCAGCACUAGUUAGUCUGGAGCCAGGCUGCCAGACAAGCACAGGUUUUCAAAGAUAGUUUUUCAUGUAGGAGCUAAUGAUGUAUGCCUUCAUCAGAGAUGACUAAGAUUAACAUUGUAGAGGUGUAAAUUAGCGAAACGAUGUCCGAUGCAUUAAUAUGCUCUGGCCCAAUCCCAGUGAGGCGUGGCAAUGUAGUUUACAGCAGAUUAUGGUCUCUGAACUGCUGGAUGUCCAGGUGGUGCUCUGAAAACAAUGUGGGCUUUAUAGAUAAUUGGAGUAGUUUUGAGGGCAAGGCUGGCCUGUUAGGGCGGUACAGUAACUAUACCACUCGGGAAAGUGCUGCUGUCAUUUCUUGCAGCAUAGCACAUAGUCUUAGAACAGGCCUAGUUAAUUGGUGACAAUCCAGAGCCAUGGCCAGGGGAGCAGACAAGCUAGCUAAUGUAUUAACUGAGUCGUCACGUAGGUUCCAAAAUAUUGAGACUGUGUCUGUUCCCCGAGCUAUACAAAAAUGUGGAAAUACUAAGAAAGUUUGUUUUAGUAACUUAACUAACAUAAAAUUAGAUCAUACUUUUAAAGGACUGUUAAAUAUUAGAUCUCUUAUGUCCAAAGCGCUUAUUGCUAAUGAAACUCUUACUGAUUAGGAAUUUAAUGUACUGUGUUUAACAGACAAAUUAAACCAAAUGAGUAUGUAGCAUUAAAUGAAGCUAGUUCUCCUGGAAACAGUUAUAUACAUCAGCCCCGUCUAACUGGCAGAAGAGGAGGUGUCGCAAUUAUUUAUAAUAAUAAUCUAGGCGUCACACAAAAACCUAGUCAUAAAUUCAACGUGUUUGAAGUUCUUUAUACUAAGAUAACAUCCAUAGCCACAAAAAAUAAGUCUACCCAGUUGAUUCCACUAAUUAUUAUUUACAGACCCUCAGGGCCAUAUUCUAAAUUCCUUUGUGAAUUUGCGGAUUUCAUCUCUAGCCUGGUUGUUUCUUUAGACAAAGUAUUAAUUGUUGGAAAUUUUAUUAUUCAUUCUGAUAACCCAGAAGACCCUCUGAGAACAGCAGUUGUGUCCAUUCUAGAUUCAGUAGGGGUUAUUCAGAAUGUAAUAGGACCCACUCAUAAUGGUGGUCACACUCUUAAUCUAUUACUAACAUUCGGAUUAAAUAUAGAAAAUAUAGUCACAUUUCCGAAGUCUGAAGCUAUCUCAGGUCAUUAUCUCACCUCAUUUAAAAUAUGUCUUAAUCAUAAUAUAUGCAUCUUGCCACGCUACCGUGUCAAGCGUGCAUUUACAUCAGCUAUUGCACAGAGUUUUAUCAAUAAUCUCCCAGAGUUACCAACCAUGAUUGGAUCACUGUCUGAUCCCAAAGAACUUGAUCAGGCAACUGAAUACUUAGAGUCAAUGUUCCGCUACAUGCUAGAUAAGGUAGCUACACUUAAAAGAAAUAUUAAUUAGAGAAAAAAAAGUUAGCACCCUGGUGUGAUGAUCACACACAUAUCUUAAAACAGACCACUCGAAAAAUUAGAAUGUAAAUGGCGUCAAACUAACUUGGUAGUAUUUCAAACAGCAUGAAAGGAGAGCCUGCUGAGCUAUCGAAAAGCUCGCAGUGCUGCUAGAUCACUGUAUCUCUCCACCCUAAUUGGAGAUAACAAAAAUAAUCCUAAUUUCUUAUUUAAUACUGUAGCAAAAUUAACUAGGAAUAAGACCACAACAGAAUUAUGCACACAAUCAUUAUAUAGUAGUGAUGACCUCAUGAAAUAUUUUGAAAAAUUGAAAAUAUCAGGCAGAAAAUUCAGACUAUUAAUUUAAAACCAGACAGUUUCAUAACUAACCCUGUAGAUAAUAUAACAAUAUCAGAUCAACAUGAAUGUUUUACUCUCCUGCUAGAGACUGAUUUGAACUAAUUUCACUAAUUUCCUCAUCAGAAUCAUCGACUUGAAUACUAGAUCCCUUACCUUAUAUGUUUCUUCAACCAGAUAAUUCCAUAAGCAAUUGAACCUCUUCUAAAAAUAAUCAGUUCUUCCCUUAGCACUGGCUAUGUACCUAAAUCUUUUAAGCUAGCAAUUAUCAAAUCCUAAAAAAACCUGACCUCAGCCCCUGUCAAUUACCCAAUUAUAGGCCAAUGUAGAACCUCAUUUUUAUCUCCAAGAUCCUAGAAAAGGUUGUGGUGCAGUAGUUAUGCUCAUUCAUACAUAGGAAUAACAUUCAUGAAGUGUAUCAGUUAGGAUUUAGGCCUCAUCAUAGCACAGAGACAGCACUGGUUAAAGUCGUAAAUGACCUACUACUGGCCUCUGAUCAGGGUUGUGUCUACUUGCUCAUGUUGCUUGACCUUAGUGCAGCUUUUGAUACCAUUGAUCAUGCUAUUCUCCUUUAUAGACUAGAAAAUGUUUUUGGUGUUAAGGGAACGGCCCUCUCCUGGCUCAGGUCUUAUUUGACUGAUCAUUAUCAGUUUGUAGGUGUCACUUCUCUACGUGUUCUAAGGUAAAGUUUUGUGUUCCGCAAAGAAAAAAAUAUGCUACCUCUGGGUAAAAUUAUUUGUAAACAUGGUAUUACCUUUCACUAUUAUGCGUAUGACACACAGUUGUAUGUUUCAGCAAAGCCAGAUGACAGACACCAGCUUAAUAAUGUUGAGUAAUGUAUAAAGGACAUUAGACACUAUAUGCUUAUUAACUUCCUUUCACUUAAUUCUGACAAGACAGAAGUACUUGUACUAGGACCACAUGCAGCUAGAAGUAAGCUUUCUGACUACAUAGUAACUCUGGAUGACCUUUCUAUUUCAUCAUGUGCAGCAGUAGAAGACCUUGGUGUGAUUAUUUACUCCAGUCUUUCAUUUGAAGCUCAUGUAGUUAAUAUUACUAGCAUAGCCUUCUUUGAUCUCAGAAAUAUUGCUAACAUAAGAAAUAUGAUGUCUCUACACAAGGCAGAAAAAUUAGUUUAUGCUUUUGUUACCUCUAGGUUGGAUUAUUGUAAUGCCUUACUGUCUGGCUGUUCCAGUAGGUGCAUAAACAAGCCCCAGUUAGUCCAGAAUGCAGCAGGGAGAGUCCUUACUAGAAUCAGAAGAUAUGACCACAUCACUCCUAUCUUAUCGACAGUGCAUUGGCUCCCUAUCAAAUUUUGCAUUGAUUAUAAAAUACUACUGUUGACCUAUAAAGCACUGAAUGGUCUCGCGCCUCAGUACCUGACCGAACCUUUGGUCUUUUAUGAUCCGCCACACCUACUUCCAUCAAAAGGUGCAGGUUAUUUGUUGGUACCUCGAAUAGUGAAACCUACAGCAGGGGUAGUGCUUUCUCUUACAAAGCCCCACAGUUAUGGAACAGCCUACCAGUUAGUGCUUGGGACUCAGACACAGUCUCAGUGUUUAAGUCUAGGCUGAAAAAAUAUUUGUUUGGUCAAGCCUUUUGUGAAUAGGUUUUUCUUAGGUAAAAGAGCAGAUCUGUAAGGUUCACAGGCAUAGAGUGUUGUGGUGAACUGGGAUGUUUGGAUGCUGUCGCCCCCGCAAAGUACAUUGUCCCAUUGUCCCAGGGCCUGAAUUUAGUUUUUUAAACUGGGGGGGGGGGACCCUUACAUGGGUCACAUGGGUUCCCCCCUUACAUGGGUCACAUGGUGGGGAUUUAAAGAUUAUGGAGGAGAGAAUAAAUUUUGACACAUCGGGCUAAAUUAAUAAUCUUCAUUUAUUUAUGUCUACAGAUUUUAAUGUAUGGUGGUUUUCAAAUAACAAGCUUAAUAACAAAAUUUGUCAUGCUCUCCUCCAAAUUGACAUUAAGAACUGUAUUAAAACUAUAUAUUAAUGCCUUUCAGAAUCAGUGAAUCCCAAAUGGAGAAGGAAUGUCUCAGCUUUCUAAGAUAUAGCCUAAUUAUUUUUUUCUAAUAUUUAAGCGUUGUGAAAUAAUCUAUUCAGAGGGUCAGAUUUUUUUAUUUUAAGAAAAAGAAGCUCUCUAAGAUUAAAAACCAUUUUAGUGAAUUAUGUUUAUUUCUACAUAAAUUAAAUAACAGUUAAGGAAAAAUAUAUUGCAUACCAAGCUGUUGGCAUCUCCUCGCGGUUGAGACAUGGGUCGUUACGUGAGAGAUGAUGAAUGUCAGUAAGCAGGAUACUAUUUUUACAUACUGUUUUAUGUUCAUUCAUGUUAACUUUCGAUAAAACGUGCAUUUUAAGACAGGGAGCUGAUGAUUUACUCGCGCUUCGUUGCUGCUGUGUUGAGUCGGCAGGCGUGCUCUAUCCGCUCACACACUAUAAAGAGCAAAACAGCAUUUAAUGUUUGAAUUUCGGGAUUAAAAUAAUAUAAUUUGGAAGCCGACACUAUCUUCACAAGCAGCUCAUUAUGACUCAGAAUAUUAGAGCGCGUCACACAGCCUUGUGAGUAAGUUCAGUGCAACGCAGGCCACGGAGAGCACACUGAUGCGCUACAGGGCUCAACGACAGUCAGAGAUGGCCGGUGCAGCGCUGUUUGCAGAAUUAAAUUCUAAAAUAAAGACAGACUGUUUGAACCGGUGAUUUCUUUUUUCGCGUCUGUUGAUGUAUUUCAUAAUUUGAUCUGAGAUGAAGCAAAUACAUUUGUGCGGGAAUUUCUUGCAUUAUAAAAGUUAAAUUUGCGGGAAUGGUUUAAAUUAUGCGCAAUCCCCGCAAUCUCGCGCUGAAAUUCAAGCCCUGCUUAACCAUUAUGGGACAAGAAGCAUACUUACAAUCUCUCUCUCUCUCUCGCUCUCUCUGUCUCUGUCUGUCGAGCUACACAUGCUACUCCUGAGAUGAUCCUGACCCCUUCUGCUCUCCGAACUUGCUUCUCCAAAACUGCCUGUUUCUCCUCAGUUGGAGAUCACUUGCUGCUGCUCGGGGUGGCUCCACAUGGAUGGCCUAAAGAUCAUUGGGAUUGCUGGGGAUGGUGCUGCUUGGGGACCAUGGAGAUGGCUUUAGACUGCGGUUCAUAUGGGCAGUUGUGCUGUGGUGGCUUUGGGUCUGCGGUUGCCGCGAGCAAUUUUGCACUCAGGUCUCCAUCAGACAGUGGAUAGGUUCAACAAAACAGAUUUCAUGCGAAAACUUUCUGGUUACAUGGUUGCAUUAUUUGUCCAUGUAGUACACAGGUACAGAAGGGAUUUAUUUAUAAUCUGUUGUCACCCAGAUGAGGAUGGGUUCCCUUUUGAGUCUGGUUCCUCUCAAGGUUUCUUCCUCAUAUCGUCUCAGGGAGAUUUUCUCUGACACCGUCACCUCUGGCUUGCUCAUUAGGGGUAAAUUCAUGCAUUUACAAUUUAUAUCCUGAAUGUAUUUAUUUCUGUAAAGCUGCUGUGACGAUGUCCAUUGUCCAUUGUUAAAAGUGCUAUACAAAAAAAAUUGAAUUGAAUGUUCCACUAACCACAGCUACCAAUAUGUCUUUUUUAGUUAUGCUUCAACAAAUACAUGCACACAUGUAGCUCCCCCUACUGACCGGCAUGCUGAAUUUUGCACGGGCAAGCACCACUCGAAAUUUUAUUCAAGAAAAUGUAGUUUUUAUAAUAAUAAUUAUAAAAGAAUUCAAGUUAUUAUUAUUAUUCUGUUCAAAAGAUUGUGCCUUAUUUCAUGGGUCAUAGUUUUUGAUGUAGAGACACGAAAUUUGGCCCAGGUUUCGAGCCUAUACGGGAAUGGGGAGCUUUUGCUUUUGGGAAAUAUCAGAAGUAAGGUUGCUGCAUAGCAACGCUCCGAAGUGGGUAAUUUGUCCAUAGGGAAGAGGUCGGGUGCUCUUAUCCAAGUUACUGGAUCUUGCAACUUAACUGCCCCUUAACAACACCCUAGCAACCAGCUGGACCAUGAUAACUAUCAAUUGACACCCUAGCAACGAGCUGACUUUCCUUAGUAACCGGCUAGCUACAACCUUGCAACCAACAGGGAUCAUAUUGAAACCUCCUAGAAACACAACGAUACAUUGCAACCACCUGGAACCCCAUAACUGCCACUUAACAACACCCUAGCAACCAGCUGGACCAUGAUAACUAUCAAUUGACACCCUAGCAACGAGCUGACUUUCCUUAGUAACCGGCUAGCUACAACCUUGCAACCAACAGGGAUCAUAUUGAAACCUCCUAGAAACACCAUGGAAACCACCUGAGAUCCCAUAACAUUUACUUUACAGCACACUCGCAACCAGAUGAGUUUCCUUAGCAAUUGAUGAGCUACAAUGAACUGGUAUCAUCGUGAAACCUCCUACAAACACCACAACAAUUGCCUUGGACCCCAUAACAGCCACAUAGAAACACUCUACCAAAAAGCUGAGUCUCCUUAGCAACUGACGGGGACCAUAUUGAAAUCUCUUACAAACAUCAUAGCAAGCACCUGGGACCCCAUAACAGCUGCCUAGCAACACCCAAGCAACUAGCUGAGUUUCCUUAGCAACUGACUAGCUACAACCUUGCAACCAACUGGGAUCAUAAUGAAACUGGGGUCAUAUUGAAACACCAUAGCAACCACCUGGGAUACUGUAACAGCCACCUAGCAACACCCUAGCAACCAGCUGAGUUUCCUUAGCCACCAACUAGCUACAAGCUUGCAAACAACUGGGAUCAUAUUGCACCACCAAAGCAGCUACCUGUGACCUCACAACAGCCAACGGGCAACACAUUAGCCACCAGCUCCUUAGCAACUGAUUAGCUACAACCUUGCAACCAACUUUGAUCAUAUUUAAACCCCAUAGAAACACCAUAGCAACCAACUGGGACCCAAUGAAAGCCACCUAGCAUAACCGUAGCAACCAGCUAAGUUUCCUUAGCAAACAACUAGCUACAACCUUGCAACCAACUGGGAUCAUAUAGAGACCUUUUAGAAACACCAUAGCAACCACCUGGUAUUCGGUAACAGCCACCUAGCAACCAGCUGAGUUUCCUUAACAACUGACUAGCUACAAGCUUGCAACCAACUAGAGUUAUACUGAUACACAAACAAAGCAACCACCUGGGAUCAUUGUUUAACUACAACCUUGUAACCAACUGGGAUCAUAUUGAAACCUCCUAGAAACUUAGAAACAUCAACUGAGAAUCAACAUGCCCAGUUACCUUAGCAACUGACUAGCUACAACCUUGCAACCAACUUUGAUCAUAUUGAAACCCUAUAGAAACACCAUAGCAACUACCUGAUAUCCCAUAACAGCCACAUAGCAACACCCUAGCACAUAGCAACCAUGAAGCAACACCCUAGCAACCAAAAUAGUUAGCAUAGGAAUAAUCUGGCAGCACAUCUAGCAAUGAACUAGAAUAUGAUACUAGCCACCUAGCAACCACUUAGCAACAACCAAGUAAACUUGGUUAGCAAUGUUUUAAUGUUUUAACAUAGUUUUUAGCCUUUUAACCAUUGCAUGCUCAACUGUUAAUAUCAACCAAGUAGCAACACCAUAACAACCAUGAGCAUUUUAGCAUUUUAAACCAAUAUCUUUAAACGUGUUUCAACAUUUUAACCUUUACAUAAUGUAAUCUCAAAUAAAAUAAAAUAAAAAAAUAAAUAAAUCUCAUAUUUCUAUCUAAAAACAAAACAAAAAAAAAACAAAAACUUGAAUUUCCCCUACAAGGGAUCAAAGUUACAUCUUACAUCUUAUAAACUUUUUUCUACACUUUUUUGUCCCUUUACACACUUAACUAUUACACAUUUUAACAUUUGGAAUCAGUGACAUAAAAUGUUGCCAAAAGCCAUUUGGCUGAAGGCGGUCAUGUUUAAGUAACCCAAUAGAAAUUAAAGUCCAGUUAUAGAUUAGUAGAACAAUUUUGAGCACCAAAAUUCAGCUCAGUCUUUCAGUUACUGAGAAAUAGCUAAACAGCAAACUUUGCACACCUCAAAACACUGGCCUGAAGGUGCCUUUCAAUUUUAAUGUGGAUCUAUAGUAUCAGUUGUCACUGACAGCUGUUUUAGUAAUUCAAGUUCUACUCCACUUGUUGUUUGCAAUUUUUUUUUUAUAAUUUUUUAAUAUUAGACUCUGACACAAAUUUUGGGAACCUAGGACAAAAAAACAUCUUUGGACUAGUUUGCAAAAAUAGGCUUCACAUAUAAUACAAAUUGUCACAAAUUCGAGCGGGUGGAGCUAAAUUUUCCAAAAGUCAGUUUUGUAUGGAUUGCGCAAGACAAUCAAGCUGAAAAUGAAAUUUAACUGUACACCUUAUUUUCCAACAGAUAUGCUUGAUUUUGUAUUCAAAAACAUGAAUAGUGCCCACCAGUGGCCAAUUUGAGUGAGACCAUUCAAGUUUUGUGAUGAUUGCUCAUGGUUAACCCUGUUUUUUUUUUUUUUUUCCCCAAGAUGGCGCCGCACGUGUGGCAGCCAGUCACAGUAGCUCUGCUUUCCUUUCUGCUUUUUUUGGUUUCUUAUAAUGUUUCUUGGUGUGUUUUUUGUAUUUUUAUGCACUUUAUCAAACCCCUAUGCAAUUACACAACUAAGGGGUCCAAGCUGGCUACUUUUGCAGUAUGCCUUGUAUUCUUUUUUGGACUAUUUGGAAUUGCCUCGGGAGACCCCUUCAGUCACGGCUACAUUGUUUACACCCAGGAUCAGCUGUUAGCUCUAAGUUGCAUCGGACUUCUCUACGGGCAGAAACCGGAUAUUCCUUCAGAGAUACGGAGAAGGAGAAGAGGCUGCAGAGCAGGACUGAGAUGCAAGGAGAGGAAAUGGAGGUAUAAACCAUGUUUACCAUCUAUUAUCACGGGAAACGUCCACUCCCUCUCCAAUAAGAUGGAUGAGCUAAUGGCGCUAGCCCGGCUGCAGAGAGAAUACCGGGAGUGCAGUCUUAUGUUUUUUACUGAAACGUGGCUGAAUGAUCUCACAUCAGACACACUGGUAACUCUGGAUGGUUUUAAAAUUGUACGGGCGGACAGGAAAGUUGCGGAGAGUGGUAAGAAGAAAGGAGGGGGCCUGGCGGUGUUUUUAAACGAGAAGUGGUGCAACCCAGCGCACAUCAGUGUUAAGGAACAAUGCUGCACCAAGGACAUUGAGUUACUCGCUGUCAGCAUUCAGCCAUAUUACCUUCCGAGGGAGUUUUCACACGUCAUCGCAAUAAAUGUGUACGUACCUCCUUCAGCCAAUGCCACUGCUGCG